Messenger RNA from Fusarium oxysporum Fo47, 1548 nucleotides. RefSeq names its product cytochrome P450. Bases 1 to 1548 code for a protein of 515 amino acids. Gene Ontology annotation, molecular function: iron ion binding; oxidoreductase activity, acting on paired donors, with incorporation or reduction of molecular oxygen; monooxygenase activity. The transcript is spliced from 8 exons. Lineage: Eukaryota; Fungi; Ascomycota; Sordariomycetes; Hypocreales; Nectriaceae. The record is from RefSeq and is a predicted model, not a curated record.
AUGGGCAAUGCGCAAUCCCCCCUCGAUUUUGUAUCCAACCGAUGGCCAAUUAUCGUCACUGCUCUAUUUGCCUGCUUAGUUGCCGCUAUAGGUCCCAGAGUUGUUAACGCUUUGCGACUAUGGACUAUCCCCACCAUUGGUGAGGAGCUUGGUAGCACAGAAAAGCGAAGACAAGCGUACUUGGCUGGAGCCAGGAAAUUGUACUCGGCAGGGUACCAAAAGUUCAAAGAUGGUGUUUUCCUGAUAACUACAUCGCGAACUUCUCCGACUAUCGUCAUCUCACCUGACUUUCUCCCUGAGCUCAAGAAACUGCCUGAUGCUACUCUAAGUAUGGAGGCUGCCGUUGAUGAGUCAAUGGAGACCAAGUACACCAAGAUCGAGACGUCAGUACCCAUCAUUCCGCACACCAUCAAAGGAGAAUUGACACCAUCGCUAUCUCGACUGAGUUUGACUAUCGCAAGCGAAGUUAGAGAUUCAUUGAAUCUUACCAUGCCACCAUGCGACGACUGGACAGAGGUCAACAUCCAUCACGCUCUCCUUCGUAUCGUCGGUAUGGUAUCAGGUCGCAUGUUUAUCGGCCCUGAGCUUUGUCGCUCCGAGCAAUACCUUGAUGCAGCCAUCAACUACACCAUGGAAGUCAUGGGUGCCCAGCGUGCCGUGCAGAACAUGCGGCCUUGGUUACGUCCUUUCCGAGCCCAAAGCCUUCCCGAGGUAAAGAAGCUGUAUCAGCGAAUCGCAGAAGCUGAAGCUUUCCUUGAGCCUGUGGUCAAAACCAGAACCGACGCAAUGAAUGAUCCGACUUAUGAGAAGCCGGAUGAUUUCUUGCAGUGGCUCAUCGACGGAAAGGACAAGUUCCCUGACAAGAAUAGCCAGAACCUCGCCAAGGUUCAGUUGGGUCUUACUUUUGCAGCGGUUCACACCACGACGCUGACAGCCACAAAUGCAUUCUACGACUUGGCGGCUCUGCCAGACCUGCAGAUAGAACUUCGAGAUGAGGUCCGUGAAGCAUUAGCGCAGAGCGGUGGCAAGUUUACGAGUAACGUCCUGCAGUCCAUGAAGAAGAUGGAUAGUUUUCUCAAGGAGACACUUCGAGUCCACCCUGCGACGAUGGCCUCCUUCCAACGUAAAGUUCUGAAAACAUUCACCCUAUCCAGCGGCCAGGUCAUCCCAGCUGGCGUGACAAUAGAGAUACCUGCUGUCGCAGUCAGCUCCGACUCCAAUGUCUUCCCACAAGCCGAUAAAUUCGACCCAUUGAGAUUUUACAAGCUUCGCACUGAAGCCAAGGACGGCGGUUCAGUUGAGAAGGCGGCAAACAACCAGUUUGUCAGUGUCAACCAGAGCAGCUUGACUUUUGGCUAUGGUCGACACGCAUGCCCUGGAAGAUUCUUUGCUGCAAACGAGAUCAAGAUGAUUUUGGCCCAUGCAUUGCUGCAGUAUGAUGUCAAGAAUGCGGGCGGUGCUACUGAAAGAUAUCCUAACAUGGAGUUUGCUCAUAUGUCUAUUCCGGAUCCUUCCAAGAAGCUCCGGUUCAAAUCGGUUGAGGUAUGA